Molecule: messenger RNA, 874 nt
Organism: Pyrenophora tritici-repentis Pt-1C-BFP
Lineage: Eukaryota; Fungi; Ascomycota; Dothideomycetes; Pleosporales; Pleosporaceae
Cellular component (GO): mitochondrion
Molecular function (GO): acetylpyruvate hydrolase activity
Source: RefSeq, a predicted model, not a curated record
AACCCGUCUACCUAGCUUUCCAUCUACGUUACAACAUCGCAUACACAUUAUUUGUUAAUUCCCAUUUACCAAAUUACUAUUCAAUUUUUGGCAUUGGCGAAUUUGGGACCCUGAAGAAAUGGCGAGUAUACAAGCUAUCCGGGCGAAUUGCCGAAAGGUCAUGUGUAUAGGCCGCAACUAUGCCGAACACAUCAAGGAGUUAUCAAGUGCAACUCCCAAACAGCCCUUCUUCUUCCUGAAGCCACCUUCGUCCAUCUUGCUUCCCGGUGCUGGGCCUGUACUACGACCCCGUGGAGUCAUCAUGCACUACGAGGUGGAACUUGGUCUAGUAAUGGGCAGAACGAUUCGGGAUUUACAUCCCGAGGACACAAAGGGAGCUAUGGAUGCCAUUGAAGGCUACAUCCUCGCCAUCGACAUGACUGCACGAAAUGUUCAGGACGAGGCUAAGAAAAAGGGCCUCCCCUGGUCCAUUGCUAAAGGCUUCGACACCUUCAUGCCCAUUAGUAAUUUCAUUGCGAAAAACAGAAUCCCGAACCCACAGAAUGCACACCUCUGGCUCUCCGUCAACAAUGAAGUAAAACAGUCUGACAACACUGAGUUGAUGCUUUUCCGGAUCCCAAGGCAGCUGAGCGAUAUCAGCAGGGUUAUGACGUUGGACAAGGGCGACAUUGUACUUACUGGUACACCAAAGGGUGUAGGACCUGUGAAGACGGGUGAUGUUAUGCGUGCGGGAAUCAAGGUAGACGGAAAAGACAUCGAAGAGGCGGAUAUGGAAGUAGAGGUUGCGGACCGCGAGGGUUUGUAUGAGUUCCGCGAAACUUGAAGUCCAUCUAAAAUUAUACUGGCCGAACGAAUCUUACUAAGAUUAUCGAAA